GCUGCCAAACAACAACUUGAAGAAGUGGACGCCGCGCGGUCGGACUCCAUCGUGGUUCUCUCUGCCAAGUUGGCCCCACCUGUUGUGCCUAUGGAAGCUCAAGUGGAGGAAGCGAAUUCUGAGUCUGAGCUAUUUGGACCUGAAACGGAUGGUGAUGGUCAAGUCCCUGAGGCUGAAGCCCCUGAGAUUCCCAAUGAAACAGGUGAUGAUGCUAC
Molecule: messenger RNA, 215 nt
Organism: Durusdinium trenchii
Lineage: Eukaryota; Dinophyceae; Suessiales; Symbiodiniaceae
Source: the annotation of a GenBank genome assembly